UUCAAGCCCGUUUUCCUGGGCACGGCACACCCCCGGAGCGAGCUGGCGCGGCACCGGCGGGUGGUGAACAGCCAGAAGUGUGUGCGGGCAGGAGGGAAGCACAACGACUUGGAGGACGUGGGCCGAGACACUUACCAUCACACAUUCUUUGAGAUGCUGGGGAACUGGUCCUUCGGGGAUUACUUUAAGGAGGAGGCAUGUAGCAUGGCCUGGGAGCUCUUGACAGAGGUGUAUGAGAUCCCCAGAGAUCGUCUCUAUGUCACCUAUUUUGGUGGAGACUCCUCGUUGGGGCUGAGUGCGGAUGAGGAGUGCAGGGAUGUAUGGCUCCGCCUGGGGGUCCCUGCCAGUCAUGUGCUUCCUUUUCCAUUGAAGGACAACUUCUGGGAGAUGGGGGACACAGGUCCCUGUGGUCCCUGCACAGAGAUCCACUAUGACCACGUGGGUGGUGGCAGAAACGCUGCAGCACUGGUGAACCAGGGCAACCCCGACGUAGUGGAGAUCUGGAACUUGGUCUUCAUGCAGUACAGCAGAGAGGUGGAAGGGAAUCUGCUUCCCUUGCCGCAGCACCAUGUGGAUACGGGAAUGGGUCUGGAGAGGCUGGUGACAGUUCUGCAGCACAAACGCUCCAACUACGACACAGAUCUCUUCACUCCCAUCUUGGAUGCCAUUCACAAGGGCUGCAAGGCACCCAGAUACCAAGGUCUGGUUGGGGAUGCCGAUGUUGGGCACGUGAAUAUGGCCUACCGUGUGGUGGCAGAUCACGUGCGCACCUUGUGCGUGUGCAUUGCUGAUGGCGUCUACCCAGGCUUCUCCGGAGCAGAGCUGGUGCUGCGUCGAAUCCUGCGCAGGGCUGUCCGCUUUUGCUCUGAAGUCCUUCAGGCUUCACCUGGGCUCCUGGCCUCCCUGGUGCCUACUGUAGUGGAAGUGCUGGGAGAUGCUUAUCCAGAGCUGGUGAAGAAUGCAGACCAGAUCAUGGAUAUCAUAAAUGAGAACGAGGCCGCGUUUCUGUCCUCCCUCGAGCGUGGGAGGCACAUCAUUGAGCGAACAGUGCAGCAGAUGGAGCCCUCCACAAACUUCCCAGCUGAAGUAGCCUGGUCACUCUGUGGGAAUUUGGGAUUCCCUCUGGAUCUGAUUGACUUGAUGCUUGAAGAAAAGGGAAUCAGUUUGGAUUUAGCUGCUUUUAACAAACUUGCUCUGGAGGAUGCAAAACGGAAGGCUGGUGGCCCACAGGCAGGACGGCCAGAGAACACAAACACACACCUUGAUGUGCACUCGCUAGCUCAACUGCAGAGGGACAACGUGCCUGCCACCGAUGACUCUCCCAAGUAUGCCUACACCCUUGGGCAGCACGGGCAGUAUGAGUUCAGUCCAUGCCAGGCCACUGUCCUGAUGCUGUACAGAGAUCAGACUCUCCAGAAGGAGGUUGGGGCAGGGCAGCGCUGUGGUGUCAUCUUGGACAGGACUAACUUCUAUGCAGAGCAGGGUGGGCAAGACUCUGACCAAGGCUACAUGAUACUUUUAGGACAGCAGGAUGUACUUUUCCCUGUAGAAUCAGUUCAACUCUGUGGUGGCUAUGUUAUCCAUGAAGUCACUGCUGUGGAAACCCUGCAUGCUGGUGACCAAGUGCAGCUCUUUGUGGAUGAGGCCCAGAGGCUGGCCUGCAUGACAAACCAAAACGCUACCCACCGGCUGAACUUUGACAACACAGAGCAGCGAGGGUCCCAUGUGACAGCAGAGCAGCUGCGCUUCGAUUUCAAUACCAAGGGCCCUGUGACUGUGGAGCAGCUGCAGCAAGUGGAGGAAGUGGUCCAGGAUAUGAUCAAAAGAAAUGAGGCUGUGCAUACGGCUGAGGUCCCCCUCAUGCUGGCAAGAAGUGUUCAGGGACUCCGUGCAGUGGAUGAGGGGUAUCCAGAUCCAGUGAGGAUAGUGUCCCUGGGGGUCCCUGUGGAGAGUGUGCUGACCUGUGACUCCGAGGCUGCAAUGCAGACCUCUGUGGAGCUCUGCUGUGGGACACAUCUUCUCCAAACGGGAUCUGUGGAAGAUCUGACUAUCAUCAGUGAGCGUCAGCUCGUUAAAGGGAUUAGCCGUGUUGUUGCAGUGACAGGGAGACAAGCCAAGCAGGCCCGGGAAGCAGGCCAGUGUUUGGCUAUAGAAGUGGACUCUGUCUCCCUACGAAUGAAGCAGAGGAGCACCUCUAUUCCUGAGAUGCAGAACCUCUCCAAAGAAGUGGGCCAGUUGACCAAAGUGGUGGAUACUACUGCAAUGCCCCAGUGGCAAAGAAAAGAACUACAGACCAUCCUCAAAGCACUACAGCGAACGGCCAACACGGCUGUCAGGAAACUGGAGCUGCAGCAGGCUGAAAAGAAGGCACAAAGCCUGCUAGCAAAACAUUGCAACCAAGCUGUCAUCAUUGAUACUGUCCCAGCUGAUUCCCUCUCUAUCCUAAUGAAGGUAGUGAACCAGCUGUGUGACAAGUCUCCUGGCACAUCAGUCCUGCUGCUCAGCCCUCAGGCUUCUGGUGAGGUGCUCUGUGCCUGUCAGGUGUCCAAGAAUUGCCUCCCUGCAUUCUCCGCUGCUGACUGGGCCGUGGCUGUCUGUACGCAGAUGGAAGGGAAGGCAGGAGGCUCUCCCAUUGUUGCUAAGGGCAGUGGAAAUGCCAAGGGCAUGCAGGGAGCCCUGACUACUGCACUGGAAUUCGCUCAGAGUAAACUGUGA
This is a messenger RNA of Acanthisitta chloris (rifleman), 2715 nucleotides long. It is a transcript of the gene AARS2, whose product is annotated as alanyl-tRNA synthetase 2, mitochondrial. The record is from RefSeq and is a predicted model, not a curated record. Gene Ontology annotation, cellular component: cytoplasm; mitochondrion. The transcript has 21 exons. Gene Ontology annotation, biological process: alanyl-tRNA aminoacylation; tRNA modification. The annotation marks the transcript as partial. Gene Ontology annotation, molecular function: aminoacyl-tRNA deacylase activity; amino acid binding; ATP binding. Lineage: Eukaryota; Metazoa; Chordata; Aves; Passeriformes; Acanthisittidae.